This is a messenger RNA of Eruca vesicaria subsp. sativa (arugula), 780 nucleotides long. The record is from the annotation of a GenBank genome assembly. Lineage: Eukaryota; Viridiplantae; Streptophyta; Magnoliopsida; Brassicales; Brassicaceae.
AAAAAAUCGUGUGUGGAGAAAUUAGAGAAGAAGAAGAAAUUAUCAGUGUGCUUGGAUGGCGAUGACAGUAGCAGCAGCUUCGUCCUCAAUGGCAGUGAUGAUUCCACGUGUCCCUGCCGUAUCCGCCCGCUGCCCCGCCGUUCCUUACCUUCCUCCUCGCUCUUUUGGCCGUUCCUCUUACACUGUUCCGGUGACGCUAUUUUCAGGGGAUGGUGGUUUACACAAGGUUGAGUUGAUGAAGACGAGAGCUUCUUCAUCAGACGAGACCUCAACGGCCAUUGACACCAAUGAACUCUUCACAGACUUGAAAGAAAAGUGGGAUGGUCUUGAGAACAAGACCACUGUGGUUAUCUACGGAGGAGGAGCCGUUGUUGCUGUUUGGUUAUCUUCCAUUGUUGUUGGUGCCAUCAACUCUGUUCCUCUGCUUCCAAAGGUUAUGGAACUUGUUGGUCUUGGUUACACAGGAUGGUUUGUCUACAGAUACCUUCUCUUCAAGUCAAGCAGAAAGGAGUUGGCUGAGGAUAUUGAUUCCUUGAAGAAGAAGAUCGCAGGGACCGAAUAGAUUCCAUUCAAAAAAAUUAUAAAACCAGCUUUCUCUGUCGGGUUUUCCUGUAAUAUAUUAUAUGAUUAUACAAUGUUUCUAUUUCAACAAUGUAUCUUCUUUGCAGUUUGAGUCUUUAUUAAUUUGAUCCACCGGCAUUGUGAAAACAAUUUAGUUUGAGGAGAAACUCUAGUUAUCCGCAUCUAGAAGAGAUUCUCAUCAAAGUAAUAAUAUUUUUC